Humulus lupulus (European hop) is the source of this 3946-nucleotide messenger RNA. RefSeq names its product pentatricopeptide repeat-containing protein At5g46460, mitochondrial. Gene Ontology annotation, molecular function: protein binding; RNA binding; zinc ion binding. The transcript has 4 exons. Gene Ontology annotation, biological process: RNA modification. Lineage: Eukaryota; Viridiplantae; Streptophyta; Magnoliopsida; Rosales; Cannabaceae. The record is from RefSeq and is a predicted model, not a curated record. The coding region runs from base 1191 to 3332 and encodes 713 amino acids.
UGAAACAUUUGGAGUCUACGUUGAUUUUCUUCUAACCAAGGAUUUGACGGACCAUUUUAGAUAUGUUAAUUAUGUUUAAUCUUGAGGACGUGACGCCCAGGAAUAGCUGACCUUCAAGGCGUCUUUAACCUAUUGUGUAGUUGCAGCUGAAUCUGCUGGUAGGAAAAUUCCCAUUGCUUUCCUGGAAAGAAUUAAGGAGGAUUUUAACAAAAGAUAUGGUGGAGGAAAAGCAGCAACUGCUGUUGCUCAUGGCCUCAACAAGGAGUUUGGGUAUUAAUAUACGUCCUUCUUCCUGGGAAUGUAGCAAUAUUACGUAAUUUGUUGUCUUUUAUAGUUGCACCGAUUUCAAUGAAAUGUUGCAAUAUUACAUAAUUUGUUGUCUUUUAUAGUUGCUGCUGGUUGGUUAUUAUUUCCCAAGCAUGGAUAAAUUUGUGCACCUCAACUGUUUGAUGAAAUUACCCACACAGAUUUUGUCCAACAUUUUUAUUUUUUCUUAAUUUUAAAUUAAAAAUGAUAUUAUUUCUACUCGCUAUGUUAUGUUAAGAGGGUGUUUUCAUAUAUACUUAUACGUUUGAAGUUGAAUAAAUAAUUUUUUUUUGACUGGUUUUUUAUUUUUUCAUGCUCCCGUUGAGGGUGUUACUGAUCUUUCUGGCAAAUAAUUUGCCAAAUUGACUUGUGCUGCAAUAGAACAAUGCUGAUGAAACCUUCAGUGGCUGGGUGUGUGUGAUUGACUUUGAGGAGUCAUUUCUUGUUUGUUGUGAAGUUGGAAUGCUUUACAACUUUUUCAUAGCAAUGGAUGGAGCUGAUGAUGAAGCGAAAUGGUAAUGGAUUGACAACUUCUGUUAAGUGUAUACUCAUACAAUCAGUGUGAAAAUGCUAUCUGUACAGGCAGGCAGUGAGUGUUUCCUCUCAUUUUGUUAUAAGAUGUUGAAAGAAUGAGUUGAGUUUCAUAACCAAACACCUAGUUUUGAUUAUGAAAAGUUGAGAAAAUGGGUUAUAUCAGGGGAAUUGUUCUUUUGUAUUGGGAAAAUCUAUUUGUGGUGGUGAGCUCUGGUGUGAACAUAGCAGACUGUGUAUGUAGCUCAGAAAGCUCUCAGCUUGGAAGCUUUCAGAUCCUUUAAAUACCACAUUUAAAUAACAGUUAAGUUGUGACUUAAAAACUAGGAUUCUGCUGUCACUAAUCUUUAGAGAUGCUGAGAUUUCCUGGCCAUUUUCGAUCGAUGAGAAUGUCAUGUUUCUCAGUCUUAUUCUCCUUCACCCUAAACUCUGAUUCUUCUAAACCUUCUCUUAAAUCCUUAGGAAGCUUUAUGGGUUUGAUGAGUUAUGCCAAAUUGAGUGAUCCCAAUUACAAGUUGUUGUUUUCAGAUUAUCUUAGGAAUAAAAGAGUCGAUGAAGCUCGAGAAGUGUUUGAUCAAAUUCCUUAUCCGAAUGUGUAUUUGUACUCGAUGAUGAUAUCUGGUUAUGCUCGAAAUUGUCGGUUGGAUGAUGCAUUGAAACUGUUCGAUGAAAUGCCGGUUAGAGAUGCAGUUUCUUGGAAUUUAAUGAUUAAAGGGUGUUUGGAUUGUGGGGAGUUAUCUAUGGCUGCAGAGAUUUUUUAUGACAUGCCUGGAAAGAAUGUUGUUUCUUGGACGACAAUGAUUCAUGGGUUGAUGCUGUUUGGGGAAGUUAAGAUGGCUGAGAUCUUGUUUCAUAAGAUGCCCACGAGGGAUGUGGCUGCUUGGAAUUCGAUGGUACAUGGUUAUUUUAGUAAUGGUAGAGUGGAAGAUGCUGUUAACUUGUUUGAGGUAAUGCCUUGCUGUAAUGUAAUUUCGUGGACUUCGAUGAUCGGUGGACUUGAACAGAAUGGCAAGAGUAAUGAAGCUUUGUCUCUCUUCCAAAAGAUGAUGUGUUCUGGUUUCAAACCCACUUCAACCACGUUGGUAUGUGCCUUGACUGCCUCGGCAAAAGUACCGGCUUUAUAUUUGGGUGUUAAAAUUCAUGGUCAAAUUGUCAAGUUAGGCUACUUCUUUGACGAGUUUUUAUCUGCUUCUCUUAUAACCUUUUACGCAAAUUGUAAGCAAGUAGAGAGUGCUUGCAAGGUUUUCAAAGAAAAACUGCACAAAAAUGUGGCGGUCUGGACAGCCCUUGUAACUGGAUUUGCCUUGAAUGGCAAGCCUGAAAAUGCAUUAGAAGUUUUUCGAGAUAUGAUGAAAUUGGGUGUCCUUCCAAAUCAGUCUUCUUUUACCAGUGCUUUGAAUGCAUCUUGUGCAUUGGAGUCUCCUGAUAGAGGCAAGGAAAUCCAUUCAGUAGCUAUAAAACUAGGUUUGGGAACUGAUGUAUUUGUGGGUAAUUCUCUUAUUGUCUUAUAUAGUAAAUAUGGUAAUAUAAGUGAUGGGAUUUCUGUGUUUAUGAGGAUUGGUGAGAAGAACAUUGUGUCAUGGAAUUCCGUUAUCAUGGGAUGCGCACAACAUGGUUGUGGGACAUUGGCCUUGACUCUGUUCAGCCAAAUGAUGCGUGUGGGGGUCGUGCCAGAUGAAAUCACAUUUACGGGCUUGCUUUCUGCUUGUAGCCACUCCGGGAUGUUACAGAAAGGAAAAGGCUUUUUUAAAUUUUUUAGUGAAGCGAAAACUUUUGAGGUGAAGCGCGAACACUAUUCUUGUAUGGUCGAUGUCUUAGGCCGAUGUGGGAAGUUGGAAGAAGCAGAGGAGUUAGUUAGAAACAUGCCUUUUGAAGCAAAUUCCAUGGUAUGGCUAGCUUUACUUGGCGCUUGUAGGAACCAUUCUAAUUUGGAUGUGGCUGAAAGAGCUGCAAAGAACAUUUUUGAGCUGGAACCACAUUGUAGUGCUGCUUACGUAUUGUUGUCGAAUAUCUAUGCUUCUGCAAACAGAUGGAGUGAUGUCUCAAGAGUUCGAAUGAUGAUGAAGCACAAUGGUGUUGUAAAACAACCAGGCUCUAGUUGGGUCACUCUGAGGGGAUUCAGACAUGAAUUUCUUUCUGGAGAUAGGUCUCAUCCACUCAGUGAAAAAAUAUAUCGAAAACUAGAUUGGUUGCGAGUUAGGUUGAAGGAAUGUGGUUAUGUUCCUGAUCAGAAGUUUGCUCUGCAUGAUGUGGAGGCUGAACAAAAGGAAGAGAUGUUGUCUUACCAUAGUGAGAGGCUUGCUAUUGCAUUUUGCUUGGUUAGUACCCCUGAGGGGAGUGCAAUAACUGUGAUGAAGAACCUUCGUGUAUGUGGCGAUUGUCAUUCCUCCAUCAAGCUCAUAGCAAAGAUUGUUGGACGCAACAUCGUUUUAAGAGAUUCAAGCCGAUUUCAUCACUUUAGCAAUGGUAUCUGUUCUUGUGGUGAUUACUGGUAGCAUGAAAUAUGUGUGGAAUCCUUUUUCUUGAAAUGAAUGAAAUACGAGUAGGUCUGAGAAUGUCCAAGGAAUGGAUAGACGUGGUUGAGAAGAACUCUAUUGCCUGGUGAUUACAUAUUUUCAUUCUUAAGGAAUUCCCAGUGAUUGAAUUUUUCUGAGAUGAUUUUUUUGAAUUAAAACUCGAUCAGACUGAGUAUGUUAUGAUCUGUAUUUCGAGUGUCUUGAUUUCAGAUAAUAGUCAAUAUUUCAUACCACGAAUCAUACUUGUGAUGCAAGAGAUCAAAAUGUGGAAUGAAAAAAUGGGCAGCCAUCAUUCCAUGCUUAAUGAGAAGAGAAAAUAGUUGCCUUUGAGAUUUGUUAGAGCUGUACACAAAGAUAGUACUGCUAUGAAGACCAUCAAGGUACUCUUUCGAAGCUGACACAAACCACUACCGUUGAUGUUUGCAUUUGAAGUUUGAAGAUUUGAUAAAUAAGUUUCUUAGGUGCAGUGAAAAUGGUGGACAAGAGGAUAGAAGAUUCGAAGGUUGAGAUAAUCACCAAACAGAACCAGGAAAAUGGUGAUCAACUCAAACUCAAUGCCAUAACUCAACAACUCAACCAUCUCAAUUACAGUC